Molecule: messenger RNA, 6934 nt
Organism: Sebastes umbrosus (honeycomb rockfish)
Lineage: Eukaryota; Metazoa; Chordata; Actinopteri; Perciformes; Sebastidae
Gene: rock1
Product: Rho-associated, coiled-coil containing protein kinase 1
Exons: 33
Coding region: 797-4942 (1381 amino acids)
Biological process (GO): mitotic cytokinesis; actomyosin structure organization; peptidyl-threonine phosphorylation
Cellular component (GO): cytoskeleton; cytoplasm; cytoplasmic stress granule
Molecular function (GO): ATP binding; small GTPase binding; Rho-dependent protein serine/threonine kinase activity
Source: RefSeq, a predicted model, not a curated record
CAUGCGCAGUGCUUGACAUUUUGAAGUCGCUUCUCCGGGGUGUUUGAACAGGAAGGCGGACAUGUUGGCCAGGCUGUGGAAGAAAAUCGGGCAUCGUCUGCUGGUUUUUCCGAAAACUAACACACAUCUAAACCUAAGCCUUGGAUCUGAGAGAUAAAGCAGCAGCGUGGACAAGGGAACAAUCAAUGAGACAAUACAGCACGAGGAUAGCAACGGACGGUUGCGUAGUAACGACACACCGUGUUUAAAACUGAGCGAAAUUUUUUGGAAGAAGAAGCAGAAGUUUUUUUUGUUUCCCACCACUUCUACUUUUGAGCUGUCAGAAUCUAUUGUCGUUUUUCUUGCUUACAAAAGGGGCCCUGGCACAGCUAUGGGAACAGGCCUGGACUAAACCUUCCCCAGCAAACACAACAAAACAUUGAAGUUGUAAUAGUUUGGAUGAACAUUGUAAGCCUCCUCAGUGGCAUCCUGCGGAGGAGGCUGACUGGCUAAUCUGUCGCCGCAUUUAUCUUUUACUUGCCACUGAAGAAGAAGUUGUACUGCUGAGGAAAAAAAAAACAUCUUUUGGAGUCUGAAAAAUGUGGCUUUUGUACAUCCAACGCGACCUAAAACGUUUCAUGGUGUGUGAAAGCCCGAGGAGAAGGAUGUGUUUCCUCUGAAGCAGUCAAAAGUUCACACGAAGAAGAAGAAGAAAGGGGACGUUUGGCUAGCUAGCUGCUAGGCUGCUAAAGCUAGCUAGCCAGUGAAGCUGUGUGUUUUUUGUUCAUCGUGACUUGAGUUUAACAGCACAAAAACAAUGUCUGCUGGGGAAAGUAUGGCGGCUCGGUUUGAGAAAAUCGAUGCCAUGUUGAAGGACCCAAAGUCAGAAGUAAACACGGAUUGUCUUCUGGAUGGCUUGGACGCGCUGGUGUACGACCUCGACUUCCCUGCCCUGAGGAAAAACAAGAGCAUUGACAACUUUUUGAGUAGAUACAAGGAAACCAUUAGUAAAAUUCGUGAUCUACGCAUGAAAGCAGUGGACUAUGAGGUUGUUAAAGUUAUUGGGAGGGGAGCAUUUGGAGAGGUGCAAUUGGUAAGACACAAAGCCACAUGCAAGGUAUACGCCAUGAAGCUGCUGAGCAAGUUUGAGAUGAUCAAGAGGUCGGACUCUGCUUUCUUUUGGGAGGAGAGGGACAUCAUGGCUUUUGCCGACAGCUCUUGGGUGGUGCAGCUCUUUUUUGCAUUCCAAGACGACCGCUACCUCUACAUGGUGAUGGAAUAUAUGCCGGGCGGCGACUUGGUUAACUUGAUGAGCAACUAUGACGUCCCGGAGAAGUGGGCCCGCUUUUACACGGCCGAAGUGGUGCUGGCUUUGGACGGGAUCCACUCCAUGGGCUUCAUUCACAGGGAUGUGAAGCCUGAUAACAUGUUGCUAGACAAAGCAGGCCACUUAAAACUGGCCGACUUUGGGACCUGCAUGAAAAUGAACAAGGAUGGUAUGGUACGAUGCGACACAGCAGUGGGAACUCCAGACUACAUUUCGCCCGAGGUACUGAAAUCCCAAGGAGGAGACGGCUAUUAUGGCCGAGAGUGUGACUGGUGGUCAGUGGGAGUGUUCCUGUACGAAAUGCUAGUUGGCGACACUCCUUUCUAUGCAGACUCCCUGGUGGGGACCUACAGCAAAAUUAUGAACCACAAGAACGCCCUGACCUUCCCCGACGACAGCGACAUCUCCAAUGACGCCAAGAAUCUCAUCUGUGCUUUCCUGACUGACAGGGAAGUUCGACUCGGCCGUAACGGUGUAGAUGAGAUCAAGAGGCAUCCUUUCUUCAAGAAUGACCAGUGGACGUGGGAGAACAUCAGAGACACGGCUGCCCCGGUAGUGCCUGAGCUGAGCAGCGACGUCGACACCAGUAACUUUGAUGACAUCGAGGAGGAUCGGGGAGAGGAGGAGACCUUCCCCAUACCAAAGGCCUUUGUGGGCAACCAGCUCCCCUUCGUAGGCUUCACUUACUACAGCAGCCAGCACAUUGUUCGCAGCUCCACCGCCGCCAGAAAGGCCAGCGACAAACGUAGCAGCUCCACAAAGGAAGACAAGAGUCAUCUGGAAAACCUGCAGAAGAGGAUCUACCAGCUGGAGGAGCAGCUCCAUAGUGAGAUGCAGCUGAAGGAUGAGUUGGAGCAGAAAUGCAGGACGUCAAACACCAAGAUCGACAAGAUCAUGAAAGAACUGGAUGAAGAGGCGAACCUGAGGAAGAACGCGGAGGGCAGCAUUUCUGGGAUGGAGAAGGACAAGAUCAUGCUGCAGCACAGAUUCACAGAGCACCAAAGAAAAGCUGACCAGGAUGCAGAGAAGAGACGCAAUUUGGAGAAUGAGGUGUCGACUUUGAAGGAGCAGCUUGAAGAUAUGAGGAGGAUCAGCCAGAACUCUCAGGCCUCAAAUGACAAGGUCGUCCAGCUGCAGAAUCAGAUGGAAGAGGCCAACGACCUCCUGCGUGCAGAGUCGGACACGGCGGCGAGACUGAGGAAGAGCCACACAGAGAUGGCUAAGUCGAUGAGCCAGUUGGAGAGCUUGAACCGCGAGCUGCAGGAGAGGAGCCGCGGGGCGGACGGGGAGAAGGCCCAGUUGGAGAAGGAAGUGCUGCUUCUUCAGAGCACCCUGGACUCGGAGAGGAGGAACUACAGCAUGGGCUCAGAGGAGAUCAGGGAGCUGCAAGCGAGGAUGGCAGGGCUGCAAGAAGACAACAAAAACUUGAAGCACAGCCUCGCUAAAGUGGAGACAGAACGCAAACAGAGCCAGGAGAGGAGCAACAACCUGGAGAAGGAAAAGAACAACCUGGAGAUCGACCUGAACUACAAACUGAAGACCUUGCAGCAGCGUCUGGAGCAGGAGCAGACUGAACACAGGGUGACGCGGGCACAGCUCACUGACAAAUACGAGUCUAUUGAAGAAGCCAAAUCAGCUGCCAUGAAUGCUGUUACGCAGAAGAUAUCUGAGGAGAACGGCGCGAGGAUGCGAGCGGAGUGCCGGAUAGUGGAGGUCGAGAAGCAGUGCUCCAUGUUAGAGUUUGACCUCAAGCAGUCUGUGCAGAAGAUGGAGCAGCUGAUGAAGCAAAAAGAGAGGCUGGAAGAUGAGGUGAAGAAUCUGCGGAUACAGGGAGAUCAGGAGUCGAGCAAGCGCGUACAGUCUCAGAGCGAGCUGAAGAACCGCCUGCAGGAGGUGGACCGUCUGCGGUGUUCGGAGAAGCAGCUCAAACAGGAGAUCAACACGGCGCUGGAGAGCAAACGCUCGCUGGAGUUCCAGCUGGCGCAGCUAACCAAACAAUACAGAGGCAACGAGGGACAGAUGAGGGAACUUCAGGACCAGCUUGAGGCCGAACAGUAUUUUUCUACGCUUUACAAAACUCAGGUCAAGGAACUAAAAGAGGAGAUUGAGGAAAGGAACCGGCAGGUACAAGACGCUCAUAAAAAGGUGCAGGAGUUGUGCAGUGAAAGGGACUCCCUGUCUGCCCAGCUGGAUCUGACGGUGACCAAGGCUGAGUCGGAGCAGCUUGCCCGGGCGCUGCAGGAGGAACAGUACUAUGAGCUCGACCAGGAGAACAAGAAGGCGAUGAGUAGACAUAAGCAGGAGGUCGGGGAAAGGGAGUCUACUAUUGCACGGCUUGAGGAAUCCAAUAAAACUCUGACCAAAGAUGUGGAGAACCUCAGCAAAGAGAAGGCGGAGUUAAAUGAGAAGCUCAGCACUCAGGAUGAAGAGUAUGAAGCUCAGAAGGAAGAGAUUGCGAAUACAAUCAAGGCCAACUACGAUAAGGUCCUCACCACAGAGCGCACACUGAAGACUCAGGCGGUGAACAAGCUGGCAGAGAUCAUGAACCGCAAGGACAUGAAGCUGGACCAGAAGAAGAAGGGCAGCACUGCCGACCUGCGGAAGAAGGAGAAGGAGAACCGCAAACUCCAGCUGGAUCUUAACCAGGAGAAGGAGAAGUUUAACCACAUGGCCAUCAAGUACCAGAAGGAGUUGAGCGAGAUGCAGGGGCAACUGGUAGAGGAAUCCACGUAUCGCAACGAGCUGCAGAUGCAGCUGGACAGCAAGGAGAGCGACAUCGAGCAGCUUCGGGAGAAACUGAACGACCUGACUCAGCGCAUGGAAAACUCUAGUGUCACCAGCCUGCAGACAGAUGAGACGGACAGCAACCUCGCAGAAUCCAGAUUGGAGGGUUGGCUGUCCAUUCCUAACCGUGCUAAUAUCAAGCGAUACGGAUGGAAGAAGCAGUAUGUGGUAGUGAGCAGCAAGAAGAUUCUGUUCUACAACGACGAGCAGGAUAAGGAACAGUCCAACCCCUCAAUGGUACUAGAUAUCGACAAACUGUUUCACGUGAGACCAGUCACACAAGGAGACGUGUACCGAGCGGAGACGGAAGAGAUUCCGAGGAUAUUCCAGAUUCUGUAUGCCAAUGAGGGAGAGUGCAGGAAGGAGGCGGACAUGGAGACGGUCCCUCAGGGCGACAAGACCAACUGUCUCCCACACAAAGGCCACGAGUUCAUCCCCACGUUAUAUCACUUCCCUUCCAACUGCGAGGCCUGCUCCAAGCCUCUGUGGCACGUCUUCAAGCCGCCCCCGGCGCUGGAGUGUCGCCGCUGCCACGUCAAGUGCCACAAGGACCACCUCGACAAAAAGGAGGACGUUAUUGCUCCUUGCAAAAUAAACUACGAUGUGACCUCUGCCCGGGACAUGCUCCUGCUGGCUCUGACCCAAGAUGAGCAGAAGAAAUGGAUCGGCCACCUCGGAAAGAAGAUUCCCAAGACCCCACCAUCCACAUUUUCAAGAGCCUCUCCUCGGUCUAUGUCCACGCGCUCUGGACCAAACCAGUCCUUCCGCAAGAACCCUAAAAGCAAUACAGGAAAGCUGAGCAGAGCGCAGUCCAGCCUCCAAGCAGCAGACACAACAUCCAGCACUUGUUGACAGGAACUUCUUCAGAAAGUGUUGAUGUGUUUGUUUUUUGUUUUUUUUUAGACUUUUCUCUACAGCUUUUCUAUUUAUUAAUAUUGUUACUGGGUGUUUCUAACACGAGACACUUCCUGGUUGGUUGGUUGGUUGCUUGUUUGACCCCUGGGCUCUUUCCAGUUGACACUUGGGAUUUUUUCUAAUUGGCACUAAUGUGUUGUCGGGUUCAGUAACUAACUUAAACACUCGUUAGAAUGGUCCGCAUAAAGGAUUUUUACCCGUCAAACAUGAUGCAAAGGUCUUAACGGUGUCGCCGUGUCUGUAAACCAGCUUUUCCGUUGUAUGUUGACUUAGAUCGGCUUACUAACCAGGGUAAUGAUAUUGUGUCUCUCUUUUACUGGACACCUGUCUCUGCUUUUUGUUUCAGCUAACCAUCUGAACCGUUUUCUGGACUCUAAACUUUCCCUCCUUCCUCAUCCUCAAAAAACGGAGAAACCUGUAUUACAUAGAAAAUUCAUUAAAAAAAGAAAGAGUAUAUCAAUAAAUAUCCAGCGCUGGAAAAUUGCAACACAUGUCAGACACAAUGGCAUCAUGGACAUUAAGAGGCCUGAUACCCGCCCCCCAACUCCUCCGUCACCUUUCCACAUUCAAGAGAUAACCGUCAUUCAACUCAACAGACUUGCAGCUCUCCAUUUCUACCAGAAGAUGGCACACUCGUUCUUGAACUAAAGAUGGACAGUGGAGCGAUAGAGGGACUCAUGUCAUGGAGACAUUCUGUGUUUCAUAUUAUGUGACAGUUAUGAUGGAAAUGGGAAGGUAAAAGGGGGUUUUGCUGGGACUCCUGCAAGUAUGUGUUCAGUUUAAGGUACUGUCAUACAGGGAUUGCAGAUCUGCAGUGACUCAGGGGUGGAGAAUGAAUAUCUAUUUUAUAAUUUUCUUUCCCCCACCUGACAGAUACUCAAGCUUAAAUGCAAGCAAACUUCUGUUUCCAGCUUCAAAAAACAAUGACUGAUGCCUUCAUCUAAUAUCUUUGGCCUUUGUUGCCUUUAUUCUUAUCACUCUGCAAGUCACUUAUCAGGUUUUGGACAGAGUAUUGGGACAAAAGUAUUAGACGUUUUGAGUAUUGAGUGAGGAGCAUGCAAAAUCAUCAUUUAAAUCUAUGCAUUAUUUUUAUUAUUAUAAUUAUUUUUAUUGCUCCAAGCCAUAAGGAAUAUUCCAUUGUAAUGGCAUAUAGGAGUCCUAAAACUUAAUUGAUUUUUUUUCUGUUUAUUUGGUACAUUGUCUCUGUAAUAUUUUUUUUUUCUUGUAUUGUUUAUUUUUUUGUAAUGUAUUGCCUUACAUUGAUUCAUAGAUACAUGGUUCAAAAGGAAGACAUUAAGUUAACAAAUGUAAAACUGCACUGUUUGAAUUGUAAAUUAUUUGUAGACUAAACAGGUGUAGCAUUUGGCCCACCUAGUGCCUUAACGUUUGGAUAUUGAUUUUACUGCCAUAUCUGUUUUUCUUUUUCUUUUUCUUUUUUUCCUCCAAAACAAGACAAAUCUUAACUCUUCCAUCAUUUAUUUUUUAAGAAAUCGCCACACGUUUUGUGGUUUUAUCGGAACUUCUUUUCUCUGGUUUGAGUAUAUAAAAUAUAUAUAUUAGAUUACCUCUUUAUGGACACAUUGCAAUAGAGUUAGCGUGUCAAAACAAAGUCCCUAGACUCGGUUCAUAUCAUAAGACAAAUUUCGGGAUGGUGUACCUAAAGCGAGCCCACCUGUGUCAAUGAUUGUCCUUAACAAUUACAAGUUGUUUCUCUAACACGGUCCCGUUAAUGCAAACCCCCCACAGUGUAUAUAAUGAGAGAGACAUAAGGAUUAUGGAAUACCUCCGCAAUCUUUUUAUUUGUAACUUUUUGUUCAGUUAAAAAAAGCACUGGAACUAUGAUCUACUCUUGUCUUGGAUAAUUUGCAUGGUUAAUUGCAUUGGAGUCCGCACUGAUGGAUAUGUCAAUAAACAUAUCUUUAUCAUUCA